Molecule: messenger RNA, 396 nt
Organism: Caenorhabditis remanei
Lineage: Eukaryota; Metazoa; Nematoda; Chromadorea; Rhabditida; Rhabditidae
Exons: 1
Coding region: 1-396 (131 amino acids)
Source: RefSeq, a predicted model, not a curated record
AUGCUGAACUUUAUGCUGGACAAAACGAGACAGAACGAAACGAGACGAUGUUGGAUUCAGCUGGAAUUCUCGCAAAGUGCUGUAACUGAUUCUCGCGAGACGACACUCUAUAAUGCUCACAAAAAACCACUCCCUGAAACUGCAACCUUUAACUUUCCAUAUUUUCAGUGCGUCGCCUCAUGUGUCAUCCUCUUCAUCUUCCCAUACCUUACUGUCACCAGCUGGAUCCUUAUCCUCAUCACAUUCCUGCUCGCUGGAAUCGCCGCAAUGUUUGCAGUACUAUGCAGGACUCAUAACAAUACAGUAGCCGCUCCGAUUGAGCCAUUGGAGGAGGAGAAGGAUGAGAAGUUCACUGAAGAGAAGGCUCAACGAGAAUUCCUUCUAGAGGAAUGUUAA